AUGGAUGACGACAGGCCUUCGGUCGACUCGUGGCACUGUUGGUCGAUGCAUCAGUUCUCGCUUACUCCGUCUCAGACCUGGAUGCGUUUAAUGAAUAAACAGCUUCCCUGCAAUCAAAACCUAGACACGCCUCGACCACCGGACACCACUUCCAACCCACCGCCCAUCCACACUUGCAUCCGCCUCCAGUCCACACACCAACGCCACAACUCCAGUGACUGCAAAAAAGACAACAACGACGAAAACUACUACUACCACCACUUGUAUUACACGUGCAUGCAGUCGUACGUGGGCACCAUUAUGCGCAUCCAGUCCAAACCAGUACAAUGCAAUGAGCUGCCCAAUGGAGCUGAAGCAGUUGUCACUGGCGCACUGGAGCACUCACAAGGGCUCAACCCUCCCCAGGAGGAGGUCUCUGUUUCCGACAAAAAUCGACGCGAAGUGUUAUAG
Mesocestoides corti is the source of this 450-nucleotide messenger RNA. The record is from the annotation of a GenBank genome assembly. Lineage: Eukaryota; Metazoa; Platyhelminthes; Cestoda; Cyclophyllidea; Mesocestoididae.